Exaiptasia diaphana is the source of this 793-nucleotide messenger RNA. Its product is annotated as soma ferritin. Gene Ontology annotation, cellular component: cytoplasm. The coding region runs from base 115 to 627 and encodes 170 amino acids. The transcript is spliced from 5 exons. The record is from RefSeq and is a predicted model, not a curated record. Gene Ontology annotation, biological process: iron ion transport; intracellular iron ion homeostasis. Lineage: Eukaryota; Metazoa; Cnidaria; Anthozoa; Actiniaria; Aiptasiidae. Gene Ontology annotation, molecular function: ferrous iron binding; ferric iron binding.
AGCAUUCAAUCUGAGUUUCUGCUUCAACAGUGAUUGAACAGAAAUUUAUUUCAACAAAACUCUAACUUUUCUUCGAAGUUAAACCGGAUUUUCAACUCCAUCUAAAGCAUCAAGAUGUCUUUGUGCCGUCAAAACUAUCACGAGGAGUGUGAAGCUGGCGUGAACAAGCAAAUCAACCUCGAGUUGUACGCUAGUUAUGUCUACAUGUCCAUGGCCUACCACUUUGAUCGCGAUGAUGUCGAUCUCCGUGGGUUCCACAAGUACUUUAARAAGGCCUCCGAUGAAGAACGUGAACAUGCUGAAAAGCUCAUGAAAUUCCAAAACCAGCGUGGAGGACGCAUUGUACUUCAAGAAAUCAAGAAACCAGAAUGUGAUGAAUGGGGCACUGGCCUUGAUUCUAUGCAGACUGCACUUGAUUUGGAGAAGCAUGUAAACCAAGCUCUUAUUGACCUUCAUGCUGUUGCAGAGAAGCAUGGUGACAACCAGAUGCAAGAUUUCCUUGAGGCUAAUUACUUGACUGAGCAAGUUGAGGCUAUCAAAGAGCUUGCAGGACAUGUAACCAACCUCAAGCGUGUUGGCCCAGGACUGGGAGAAUACCAGUUUGACAAGGAAACCCUUGAUGACUAAACUGUGUUAUUGCCUGUCUUGAUGAACUGGAUUUGACCUGAGCACUUAAACAAUACUGAUUUGCUAUAAACUUUAUACUUGCAUUUAAAGCAGAUUUUUGUUUUUGUUUUUUUUUAAACCACCCAAAGCUGUUUUAAUCAUAAAUAAAGAUAGAGCAUUACAUUUU